Messenger RNA from Pelobates fuscus (common spadefoot toad), 978 nucleotides. RefSeq names its product olfactory receptor 6B1-like. Gene Ontology annotation, molecular function: G protein-coupled receptor activity; olfactory receptor activity. The transcript has a single exon. The coding region runs from base 1 to 978 and encodes 325 amino acids. Gene Ontology annotation, biological process: G protein-coupled receptor signaling pathway. Lineage: Eukaryota; Metazoa; Chordata; Amphibia; Anura; Pelobatidae. Gene Ontology annotation, cellular component: membrane. The record is from RefSeq and is a predicted model, not a curated record.
AUGGAGUUAUUGGAAGGCAUCAACAGUAGUAGAGUUAGGGAAUUUAUUAUACUAGGAUUUCCAGGAUUCCCAAAUUCACAUUUUUUUCUUUUCUUAGUUUUCUUCUUCGUCUACCUUUUAACAGUUUCAUCCAAUAUUACCAUAAUUGCACUGGUGUUAGUUGACAAACAUUUGCAUUCCCCAAUGUACUUUUUCAUUAGUAACCUAUCCUUUCUUGAAAUUGGAUACAUUUCAUCUACAGUCCCCAACCUGAUGGUUAGUCUUCUUACAAGAAAUAAUUCAAUUUCCUUUGGAGGUUGCAUUGCCCAACUUUAUUUUUUUAGUUGUCUUGGAGCUACUGAAAAUUUGCUUUUGGCCUUGAUGGCUUAUGAUCGUUAUUUAGCUAUCUGUAGCCCUCUGAGAUACACCCUGGUGAUGAGUUCAAAAAUGUGUAUACGGCUUGCAACUGUCUCUUGGUCUGGGGGAUUUUUUAUUGUCACAGUUCCAAUUGUAUUCAUUGCUUUAUUGUCCUUCUGUGGACCAAAUGUGGUAGAUCAUUUUCUGUGUGAAGCUGCUCCUUUGCUGCAACUUUCCUGUUCGGACACAUCCACAGCUAAAGCUCUACUUUCUGCAUCUGCCACCACAGCUACCCUAACUUCUGUUUUGUUCACCAUGUUUUCUUACAGUUGCAUCCUAUUCUCCAUAUUCAGAAUACCUUUAACAUCUGGUAGAAAGAAGGCUCUGUCUACAUGUGCAUCACAUUUCAUAGUAGUAACACUUUUUUAUACUUCUGUGUGUGUCAUGUAUAUGCAGCCUUCUGGCACUCACUCCAGCAGAAAUAGGAUAGUUGCAGUGUUUUAUGGAUUUGUAACACCACUACUAAACCCAUUCAUUUAUAGUCUUAGGAAUAAAGACAUAAAACAUGCUCUGAUCAAGAUUUUAAAUAGGUCCAAAAAUAUAUCUUCUCAAAAUAUUGCCAUGAAAAUCAUCUUUCAAUAG